UUGGGCGAUAGCUCAUCGUUCGCGGCACACGACAAAUGCCGGCAUUUUGCGAGGAUCGGAACUAGUAUCUCCACACGUUGAAUAUGGCUUAUAAGUCGUGAAUGGGCGACGCUCCACAGUACGCCCGGCCAGUACGCAUCAUGCCCACCAUAGCCAACAUUUCCUUCCUCGAUGCUGCUGCGUCUCCAGCUCCGACACUCCCGCCCCUCGGCCUUUCUUCGAUGGCGGCGAUCUGGUCAUCUGCUAUUCUAUAUGGGAUGAACUGCCUCAUAUUUGGAGGCGCUCUCCAUGUCCUAUUCCGCCGCAAGGAGCGUAAUUGGUACCUCAUAGGCUGGUCCUGUCUGCUGUGGCUUGUGUCCACCAGUGAUGAAAUUGUGGCGUUUACCCAGCUAUACCGUUCUCUGUCGAAUCCUGCCUUGGUCGGAAAUCCUGUGGCAUGGGACGAGUACUGGCUUCUUGCAGAUUCGCUUGACAGUGCACACUUGAUACUUUACACCACCGUGGUCUUCCUUCAGGAUCUCCUUCUCAUCUGGAGGCUGUAUGUCGUCUGGGGACAUAACUGGAGAGUUGUACUUAUACCUCUUGUGGUCGAGUGUGCCCACGUUUCCUGCGCCUACGUCACCGGCGGCAUUAUACAGAAGGCUGGUGGUGGCGCUGCGACAUCGGUUCAACGUUGGGGUCUGGCUGGCUGGUCUCUGGAUAUCUUCAUGAAUACCACCGUCACACUUGCAAUUGCCGGCAAACUCUGGUGGGCGGGCCGGAAGAGUCGUUCAGCUGCCGGCAGAUUUACAUACCGCGCCACCGUCUACACCAUCCUCGAGUCUGGGGGCAUGUUUGCCGGGGCCACCCUCAUCUCCUUCUGCUUGGACGUCACCGGACAGGUCGGCGGCGCAGGGGGCGCCAUAUACUGUCUGAGUCAGGUUGCGUCCAUCACCCCCCUUGUCAUCAUCGCUCGCGUCGGGCUAGGUCUCAUUCACGGCCGGAACACCGCGACCUAUACCGCGAGUGCACCUUCGCAGCCAAUGGCGUUCGGUUCUAACCCGAUGCAAGUUCAUGUCGGACGCUUGACGCAGUCGGAUGAUACCGAGCAGCACUCGAUGACCAGGCUCGACAACAAGAGUAUGAAGUCCUUGGACCACACGCUGCAGGCCGCGCCGGGCCCCAUCGACGAUUAGACAGUCAAGAGAGUCAUCCAGUGUACUACCCGUCUUUGUAUGUCUCCCCGGCUUUUCGUUUUUCACCUUGACACAUUCCUAUUCUCGGCAUGAUCUUGUAUUCUCGUAUAUCGACGAACGCGUAUGGCAUAUGCACAUGUCACGUUGUAGAGGCAAUCCUCCUUCGCAAAGGAGAUAGGACGGGAGAUCCCGCUAGCGUAUAAAUCA
Phanerochaete carnosa HHB-10118-sp is the source of this 1382-nucleotide messenger RNA. RefSeq lists its product as uncharacterized. The record is from RefSeq and is a predicted model, not a curated record. The transcript has 8 exons. Bases 102 to 1175 code for a protein of 357 amino acids. NCBI's taxonomy places the organism in Eukaryota, Fungi, Basidiomycota, Agaricomycetes, Polyporales, Phanerochaetaceae.